UCAACAACUCGAAGUCACUUCUCAUCAAGCACAUCAACUUCUCCAAAUCUCCCAUUUCUCACAUCACACACACACACACACACAUAUAUAUAUAUAUAUAACCACUUAUAAAACCCUAAAUACCCACUUGGUGCAAACCACAAAAAACUGUCACACUACCAAUGGAGAAGCUGCAAAAGAUGGUAUCAGAGAAGCCGGUGGUGAUAUUCAGCAAGAACUCGUGUUGCAUGUCCCACACAAUCAAGACUCUCUUCUACGAUUUCGGGGUUAAUCCGACGGUCUACGAACUCGACGAGAUCGAUAACGGCAGAGAGAUGGAGCGAGCUCUGGCUCAGCUCGGCUGCAGCCCCACCGUUCCAGCGGUUUUCGUGGGCGGUCAGCUCGUCGGUGGAGCCAACCAAGUCAUGAGCCUUCACCUUAACCGCUCUCUCAUCCCAAUGCUUAAAAGUGUUGGAGCAUUAUGGGUUUGAAUCCACUGUGUAAACUCGUUUGGGUGUUGUCUUGUUCUGUAAUAAUGUUUUGGAAAGAGAGAAGAAUAAUGAAUAUGCACUUAUGUGUAUGUAUUUUGUAACCUUUGGAUGUCUUUUUA
Tarenaya hassleriana is the source of this 589-nucleotide messenger RNA. RefSeq names its product monothiol glutaredoxin-S4. The transcript has a single exon. The record is from RefSeq and is a predicted model, not a curated record. The coding region runs from base 162 to 470 and encodes 102 amino acids. NCBI's taxonomy places the organism in Eukaryota, Viridiplantae, Streptophyta, Magnoliopsida, Brassicales, Cleomaceae.